Schizosaccharomyces japonicus yFS275 is the source of this 765-nucleotide messenger RNA. RefSeq lists its product as hypothetical. Lineage: Eukaryota; Fungi; Ascomycota; Schizosaccharomycetes; Schizosaccharomycetales; Schizosaccharomycetaceae. The transcript has a single exon. The record is from RefSeq and is a predicted model, not a curated record. Bases 126 to 554 code for a protein of 142 amino acids.
CAUUAUUGUGCCCUCCAUUUAAUGAUAUUAAAAUGUCUAUUAAUUCUAAUAAAAUUAAUAAAUGCUAACAACAACCAUACGAACUGCGUCAAGCUUCUUCGAUAACUUUUCUCACUCUCACUCUCAUGACUCAUACUCAGAAAAUUAAAAAUGAAGACUUGGAACUUCAGAACAUGUUAGGAGAGGAUGAAGCAACCCAAUUAUCCUCAGCUAAAAUGCCAUUUUCUGAAACAACGGAGCCACCUAGUACAAGUAAAUAUAAAUGGAAAUCGUGCUCUAUUGCAUAUUACUUUGACACCAUGUCAAUGUGCUUGACAGCUGCAAAUCAGCUCCGACAUUACUACCGAUAUGGCUCUAUGGACGUAUGCAAGGACUAUUGGAAAGACUUUAAAUGGUGCCUAAGUACUAAAGUAGUGGACGCAGCCGAGGAACAAAAACGACUGAAACAACGAUAUAGGGAUCUUUGGACAGAAAUUCGAAACGGACCUAACAGUGAAGACAUUUGGACCGUUCGACCAGACAAAGACAUAACGAGGGAUCAGAGAGAAGAUUAGCUGAUACUGUUUUCUUCAUCGAAUCUAGUAUCCUCGAGAUUGUAGAAUAGUAAAACUCAUCAUUUCCCUUUGGUAAAAGGAGGACGAAAAAAAAAAUGUGAAAUUUAUAGAUUUGCAAAAUUGGGACAGAAACAAAACAAAUUAUGUAUAAUUCUAUAUAACAAUGAAAUAAAAUAUGCAUGUGCAUACAGAAGACUGAAUGAUACACUGC